This is a messenger RNA of Meloidogyne enterolobii, 1656 nucleotides long. NCBI's taxonomy places the organism in Eukaryota, Metazoa, Nematoda, Chromadorea, Rhabditida, Meloidogynidae. The record is from the annotation of a GenBank genome assembly.
AUGCUUAUUUCCUUUCCAACAAUUUUUCAUCAAAAUUUAUUGGCAUCCUUUUACUUAAUGCUUAUUUUACACGAUUCGAGAAUGUGUGUAUUUGGCCAGUAUUUGGUUGAAAUUUUGGAACACACUGUACUUGGUGGCCAUCGAGCGGUUGUCCGUUGUGAUGCAACUGGGGCGAAUUUUGGCUCUGAUAUUGCUACUUUCUCGUUUGGAAUGAAUUCUGUCGGAUGUGCUUUACCAACGGAACCUCCAUUAGCUUGUUCUGAUGUUGAAGCUUAUUAUGUUCAACAAGCAAAGCCUGUUGGCUACCAAGCAUUGAUUGUAUACAACUUUAAGGGUAAAAGUCCCAAUCCAAUGUCGGGUAGCAAAUUUGCUGAACUUAUCCAAAUUCCUGUUGUUAUGGUUAAAUUUGAAUGUAUGCAAAGUUUACUUGGCCAUUACAGCGCAGAACACGGGUAUACCGUUACAAUCAAAGCUAGUCCUGGCUACUAUGAUUUGAUCAAAUAUCUCUUUCCAUUUGUUAUUAUUGUCGGAAUUUGUUUUAUUGUUUUGUUAAUUUCUUUGUUAAUUCGUCUUUGCCGUGAAAGAAGACGUUUGGCAAGAAAGCGACUUCCUCGUUCUCAACUACGCAAAAUUCCAACAAGGAAAUAUCGAAAAGGAGAUCCAGAAGAGACUUGUGCCAUUUGUUUGGAAGAUUUCAAAGAGCCAGAUAAAUUGAGAAUUCUUCCUUGCAAACACGCCUAUCAUUGUAAAUGCAUUGAUCCUUGGCUAACCAAAAACAGGAGAGUAUGUCCUGUUUGUAAAAGAAGAGUUGGUCCUCGCAAUGUGGACAGUUCGGACAGCGAUACUGACAGUGAGAGAAUUACCCGCACUGUCUCAUCAUCGGUUGCUGAAGGUGCUGCUGGAAGCAGUUCAUCCUCAACACUUGUAACAACAACUCGUGACAACCGUCCUCUUUUACAACAUGCACAACCGAUUGCCACAAUAACUUCUAGUAGCAAUCGACGGCCAAUAGCAGAACAAAUUGUUGUUGCUUCUUUAUUCCAACAACAAAGGCAGCCACAACAACAAACACCUCAAUCAACAAGCGCCUUUUCGCGAGCAUCGAAUUUAUUACAUUUAAGCAGUAUUUUUCAUCCAUCGCGGUGUGAAGCCGUUGGAGCACAAAUUUCAUCUCCCUCCACCACAGAAACUUCAUCAACAGUUAUUGCAGAAAGUGUACCUUCUCAAACAACAACUUUAUCUUUGGACAAUCAACAACAACAGCCAAUUACUACACCAAUAACAACACAUUUUGGUGAUCGUUUACGACGAGGGAUUGCUGGAAUUGGAAGUUCUAUUGUUGAUUUGGUUCAUCGUCGCCCAACAAGUAUUUUAAGCGAAUCUAAUACACAAUUGAUCCCGGAAAAUGACGAUGAAGAAGAUUCUUUGAAUGUUAGAAGGGAGUCUGAUACACUUUCUCGUCAUACUCUUGAAACGCUAGAUGAAUCAAAUAGUAAUACAUCGCCGGAUGGUCAUUCGAUGACAACAAUUCAUUCGAAUCGAAAUCUUGUCUCAGUUACAGUUGAACUGCCAUCACCGCCCCUUCCAGGUUAUAGUUCAGUGGAAAUCAGUGAAGAAAAAACUGAUGAAUCAAAACAAAGAUUUAAUGAACAAUAA